CCCGAAAGGUGGGUGUACCAAAUUUGGUGGCGGUUAAGCCAAACACCCGAUAAAGUUGGAAUGGGUGUCUGGUGGAUCUGUGUGUCACUCUGACUUAUGUGGUUUUUAAGAGCACCACCGUGUGGCGUGUUUGUCAGAAAAGUAAUAGCACGGGCAACACAGUCGGGGUGCAUGUUUUCACCAAAUUUCACCCUUUUGUGUGCAGCGGUUGAGGAGUAGAAGAGUUCCAAAAAGCGUGGCGUGCCCUCACGUUGUCCCUGCAUAGAUAAUGUUGGAGGAAGUGGAGGGGGGGAUAGAGACCAAGACAGGCCAGGGUGGGUGAAGGAGUUUGGGGUGUGUUGAGGAGGAGGAGGCUGAGGUGAUAUUUAAGCCAGUGGUAAACUCUCUCCUCAUCCAUCUCUGCCUCGACUGUCUCUCCAUCUGCACCGCAUCCAACACGAAGCAGGCCUUCCAUCAGCACUCAGGUCUACGACAUGGUGUAUGAUCAAGGAUAGAUGAUGUCGCCAUAGAUCUACAGUUGAUUGGCAUCCAGGGGCUUUUUGUGUGACUAAGCGAGUGUGGAAGGCCUCAUAUCAUCAAGCACCUCAGGUUACUCGGCCUCUUAGUUUUCGGAAUUAACAAGCGAGGUUUGUGUUUCACUGCCGGUGUCCAUGUUGGAUAAUUGCAGGCACGUGUCCUGCAGCGGAUCAGGGCAUCCACUGUUGGUGGGGGGAAACAGGAGUUCAGAACAUUCCAUGAAAUAGUUUUUUAAUGUAUUGUUGUAUCUCUUGUUGUGUAUUAGCUUGGCUGAAAUAGAAAAGUACUCGGAGAGCGCGGACCUCCACCAAGGGACGUACUUCCUCCCCCCACCCAUAUUGUGAUUCACACCAAAAUAAUAAUCCUACACUUUUGGGGUCAGUCUUUGAUAUUGGAAACUUGUCCUGUAUUUUUUUUCAAGUGCUCUGACCAUUUUUUGUGGAGUUAUACGCACAAAUGGCGAAAAUGGUCUUAUGUCGCAAUGUUAAAGAAUGCUUUAAAAAAAUUCCUGAUCCGGAUGACCCCCAGAUCUUCCAUAUCCCAUUUCCGACAAUUCAUGAAAAUUUCACCCAAAUCCAUUCGGAACUUUUCAAGGUAUUUUGAAGACAAACAGACAAACGCCGGCAAAGACCUUCGCGCUUUCGCUUGGCAGAGGUAAUAGCCCGCUACGUCAAUAUACUUCAGUGUUUAAAAUAAAUGAAUUACUGAAAUUAUUAAUCAAUUAUUAAUUUAUUUAAAUCAAUAAUGUAUUAAUUUAAAUUAAUUGAGUGUUUUGUAGUCUUUAUGCUAUGAUAUGAAAUAUACUACUUUUUAAAAUUUACCAGUCCCAUUAGGUGAAUUUGAAAAAUGUCCGUAUCGGACCGGCGUCGCCGAUAUCAGCCUGAAUUGGACUCAGUAUGGAAUUGGAAAGGGUUAGGGUUAGUGUCAGGGUUAGAGUGGCAUCCCAAACCAUAACCCAGUGGUAUCGCACAUCACUGCAAUAAGUUAUCCCUCAGUUCCACACAGCAUAUGUUGUUUUUUUCCAGUAGAAGUUGUGCAUAAUGCGACGUUUACUGUAUGGAUGCUCUUUGUUUGUUUUGAACCCCUCUGAGACUCACUGACUCGUCUGUGUCUGUGCACAGUCUCCACACAGUCUCAUCGCAGCGGCAGCAGCAGCAACGCCGAGAUGCCUGACACAAUGUGUCAUGUCCAAGGAGCCCACUUCCAACCUGGAAAGUGCCAUGCAGAUGCUCAUCAAAACCUUCCACAAGUACUCGGGGAAGGAAGGCGACAAGUACACACUCAGUAGGGCGGAGCUGAAGGAGCUGCUGCUGGAGGAGCUGGGGAGUUACUUAGGGAGCUCCAAAGAUAACGAGACGGUGGAGAAGAUCAUGAACGACCUGGACGCCAACAACGACGGCGAGGUGGACUUCACCGAGUUCAUCAUCCUGAUGGGCGCCCUGACGGUGGCCUGCAACGACUUCUUCCUGGAGUUCAAGACGGACGACAAGCCCAAGGGCGGCGAGGCGGCGGAGUAGAACCACUGAGUCAGGGAGAGGGGGCUGAUGGAAUGGGGAGGGAAGGGGGAAAAUGGUUGUAAAUCACAGGGGAUGAGGAGGCAGUUGGAUUUUUCUGUCUUACGCAAUGUUUCAACAACACACAGAGUACUGUGCAAACGUCUAAACCGUGGUCGGACACAUACGGGACACUUUGCAGGAUUACACUAAAUAUACCAAAUAGAAUUCCACUGAACCACGCGGAGGGGUGGCACAGCGCUCAACAAGUUGGCGCUUUAGUGAGAAUCUAGAUACAAGUGCAGAUUGAGUUCCUUGAGUGAUAUUCAAUCAAGACAGACUGGCCCACAGGUUCUGUGCACAACUGACUCGUUAAAAACCCCCACCAGCGGCUAACACUUUUGCAGCAGAUUCCUACAAACAGGACUUCUGUCAUAGAGAGGAUCUUUGACUAACCUUUUUUUGUAGUGGGUCCAAACAGAAGAGCAUUGCUGUCUAUAUAUAUCGAUAGAUGUACAUCUUUGACGAGCGUUCUUAAAGUCGGUCGUGAAAAACAGCAGAGAGUUGUGGCCAUUUUUACAUUAAGUCCAUAAAAAACAGUCAUAUAGAGGAUCUUUGACUGAGUGUUUUUGCAGCAGGAACCUAACAGCAGAACACUCUGGUCACAUAGAAGAUCUUUGGUGUUUUUGGGGGAGGGGUUUCAGAAGAUUCCAUAAAACAGCAGAGUGGUCCUGUCAUAAAGAGGAUCUUUGAUUAACAUUUAUUUUUUAAGCAGAUCCGAAAAAUAUCAGCAUGCUCCUGUCAUACAGUGAAUCUUUAACAAGAGUUUUUGCACGUGGUGCUUAAAAACAGCGGAGUGAUCCUGUCAUAAAGAAGAUCUUUGACUAGCAUUUUUUUUUAGCCGAUUACUAAAAACAGCAGAGCGUUCCUGUCAAAUAUAAUAUCUUUGACUGCUACUUUUGCAAUAGAUCAGCAUUUCCAACAGCAGACCAUUCCUGUCUAUAUUUACAUAUCAUCGAUAUACUUAUUACGGUGGCUAUUUGACAAUCGUUUUUGCAGUCGAUUCCUAAAAACAACACUCAUGUUUACACAGAAGAUUUUUGACUAGUGUUUUCUCCUGUCACUUAAAGUAUCUUUGACGAGCUCUUUUCCCCACUUAAAACAGCAGACACCUCCUGUCAUAAAAAAGAUCUUUGACAAGUGUUUUUGUAGUAGAUCCCUAAAAACAGCAGAUUGCUCCACUCAUUUUCAUCUUUGACAGAUCUUUGACUAGCAUCUUUUUUCUUCUUUUUUUUUGCUGUUGUUGGCCUUGAUGGAUGUCUGCGUGAUACUAUCAUUGCUACCAACAGUGCUAACGUACUUUUGCACAGUACCCUGCCCCGAGCCACAAACACAUGGGUCGCUGACCGCAACACAUGUGUUUUUCACAGCUUUACGCAGCAUUCAUCAGCACAUCACUGAGUCUUUUUAACUCUCUGCUACUCUGAAUGUUUCUUGGACAAAAAAAUGGCAGUGAGAAGAAAUUCAAUUACAGGAAGGGGGGUGAGAAUUCCUGUGAAUACAAAUGCAAUAUUAAAUCACAGUUUAUUAUAUUAUUGCCUUCAACAGUGGAACGUUUUUUCCUCCUUCUCUGAGCGCCUAUUUUGUAAUCUUUUUUUUUUUUUGGUAAUGACUCAUGCAUUC
Molecule: messenger RNA, 3692 nt
Organism: Dunckerocampus dactyliophorus (ringed pipefish)
Lineage: Eukaryota; Metazoa; Chordata; Actinopteri; Syngnathiformes; Syngnathidae
Gene: s100s
Product: S100 calcium binding protein S
Exons: 4
Coding region: 1701-2033 (110 amino acids)
Molecular function (GO): calcium ion binding
Source: RefSeq, a predicted model, not a curated record